AAAUUCCGUUUAAGUAGUGUUUUAGAAUAGUUGAUAAAUGAGGCCCCAGGAGUUUUUUCUUCAAAAAGCUUUUACAUUAAAAGGGCAUUAUCAUUUUCACAAUUUCAGCGUUAUUGCGACCUCAGUGUGGAAUAUCACGUUGAAGGCACUCCUUUAAAUAAAAAACUUUUCUGGAGGACUGCUCUACUCAGUGUAAAGUGUGUAGGCCUACAUUUGAGACCAGAAUGGCAGAAGAGCAGUUUGUUUAGAUAAAGACCAAGAAAACAGAACAGGCAGCUAGGUUUGGACAGUGUUAGUUUCCUCUCACUCCAUAUCCACCAUCUCUUACAUAACCCUGAACUGGAUGCCUAUUCACACUCAGCUUGCAUUCCUUAGGACCACAAUCCUCUUUGGCAUUAGUUUUCUGUUCUCAGAUCUUACAGUGUGGAGUAUGGGCUGGACGCUGCUUAUCCUUCUGGUUGUUCUGAUCGUGGUCCAGGGGAACCCGACCGUGACUGUCAGAACUGGGUCAGGACCACCAGUGGGGUCCGAUCAACACCCAAACAGUGUUCCUCUGGGCGAGGACACACAGACCACUACAGAGGGGGAAAGCGAGGUGGUGGAGAAAGUGAUGACGACUGGCAUGCUGAACCCAAGUCACUACCCUGCCCGUCGGGCAGCCACGGUGGUCCAACACUACCUGAACACCCGCUACGGCUCACCCUACAGGUGGAUCUUUCUCAGCAAAGUACACAGCGGCAGCGCAGAGGAUGUGGCAGAGAUGGGGAGGAAGUAUCAACUGGAGCUUACCAUGCAGGAGAUGAUCAGUAACGUUUCGGGGCAGUGCUCUGCGGAGCUCCUCUUUCCAGGGGGAGAGGGGCAGAGUGCUCCCCAGGUCCAGGCCUCCUGUGAGGGACUGCUUCAAAGUAACACCACGGCUCAGGAAGAGGCCUUCUACCAGCAACACAGAGCCAGCAAUAACCUGGUGUCAGGAAACAAUAUACCAGACAGCUACGGUCACAUGGAGACCAGCAUGAAACCCUUCUGGCAACUGGCGGGCGUGGCCUCCAGUUUUAUCAUGCUGAGGGAGUCCAAUGAGAGCACGCUGUACAACAUGGCCCAGGUGGCCAACUUCACACAGUUGGAGACUGAGAAUGACCAGCUGAGGUUCAACUACCAUGUCCUGCUGCAUGAAAUGAUUUCCCAGGAGAUCAUCCACUGGAAGCUGCUAUUCACCUGGUCCCCAGAACAGGGAGUUAAAGUCCUGCAGACUGAGCUGCAGCCAAAGUGCAACCACUGUGAGGCUCCUCCGAACACCACCAACUGAGAUACACACACAGAGAAAUACUUACAAGUACUACAGAGAAGAGUAUAGCACAUCUUUCUUAGGACUUGAAUGAAAGGGUAAAGCCAUUUUCUACCUGAUUUUGAAAAGCUGAGCUUUACACAUCACACUUGUCUUAGCUUUAGUAAUUAUGUUUACCUUCACCACUACUGCUUCAGAGGAGAGGAUAGGGCACAUGUCAAUGGCCUUACUGCAGCUAUGCCAAUGCACUGCUUUGACUGUGUCAGCUUGUAAGACUCUUGGUAAGAUAUAACAAUGUGUUUGUAAAAACCUUUUGUUAAUAUACUCUAUUGAUGAUGUGAAGGGGUCCAAUAAAGCCAUCACUAUAUACAA
Molecule: messenger RNA, 1657 nt
Organism: Coregonus clupeaformis (lake whitefish)
Lineage: Eukaryota; Metazoa; Chordata; Actinopteri; Salmoniformes; Salmonidae
Product: latexin
Exons: 7
Coding region: 344-1306 (320 amino acids)
Molecular function (GO): metalloendopeptidase inhibitor activity
Source: RefSeq, a predicted model, not a curated record